AUUAUAAUACUGGGGAGUAGUAGUGAGAGCGUGAGAUUCUGGCUUGAGAUGCAUGUCUGGGCUGAUUCAAGGGCGGUGGGGGGUGAUGGACAGAGCAGUGGGAGUGUAACAGCUUUGGGAGAUAUCUGUUGCUGAGAAGGCUGCUGUGUUGACCCUUCUUGUGAUGAGCCUUCUCUUCCGGUGCUUGGCUGAGGCGGCCGUACUCCAAUUUUGGAACAGAACAGGAGAGAGUCGUAGAGACGAGAAGAGUUGGAGUUGAGGUGGUUGCGUGAAGGGGAAGAGCAAGGGAAAGGGCGGGGUGUUGGUUGCGGAGUCUGGGCGAGGUCGGUGUUGGUCUCGGUGCUGGGCAAUUGACGCGUGAAGGGGGAGGCAGGUUUUAUCGGUAGAAAGACAGGCAGGCAGGCCAGGGGAAGGGUAAGGGCAAGGGCAGGGGAAGCAGGCAUAUAGGUAAGCAUAAUUGGUGGUAGUUUGUGGGCAGUUUGAUAUUGUGGAGCGGGAGAUGAAGUGCUAAUCCUUGUGGAAGGAAAGUUUGGGAAAAAGCACACGCUAAGUGGGAAGCCAAGUCGGUACGUUGUAACGUGAUGACGACGAUGCUUUCGUUAUACUACUGAUGAUGAUUACGGUGAUGAUCGUGUGAUUUUUCUUGCUGUUAUGGUGGUGGCGAUUAUGGUUUUGAGAUAUUUCCUUUGCGGUUUACGGGCUACGGCGUGGGCUUGAGAGUGGAGAAGAGGGUAACAGAGAAAGAAAGCAGAGGAGAAAGCCAAGUAGAGAGGAGAGGCGAGGGAAAUAGGUUCUCUUUGGGAGUUGGGUUUCCUGUUGAGAGUUGCAUGGGUUGCGCUUUACUCGGUCUUCUUUCAUGCCUUUGAUCGACUCAUGGAGGAACAUUCCGUUGCGCAUCUCUGGCGGUGUUUGCGUGAUCGCGCAAUGGAGAAGGAAACCAAAGAAUGGGGUAACAAGGAGCAACGCACGAUGUUAAACACGUUGAAGACUAUGUUUCCUCAGGUGGAUGUACGGAUCUUAAAGGGGACGGUGCUUGAAGGUAACGAUAUAGAUGCUGCUGUUGAGUUCAUCCUCACUGAAGUACUUGAGCAGCCCUCUACGGGAAAGGUGGACGAGCGCCUUGCGAAAGAACUCAUAUCCAAAUCUCUUAAGGCACCUGGGGGUGCAAGUGACAAACGUUUUACCGAAGUGAAGAGUGCUAAGAAUCACCAUAUCAAGGAUCAGAAUCCGUUUGAUAUCAUGGGCGAUAUGUUUAAUGUAACUGGAUCUUCCGUUCAAGAUGGAAACACCAUUGUUUGUCAAGAACCUUUGAUUGAUUUGCAGUCUGAAAAAACAGUUGAAGAUUCGAAAUUGCCUGCUUUGGGAUCAUCACCCAUUGAUAUUCCAUCUGGAACUGCCAGGAUGACCGGGGUAGAAUCUGUAACCUACGAUGAAGUGCUCCAGUCACCUUCAGAUAUUGUGAUGUCGGAAUCAUUGACCGAAAGUGAACCAGACACUUUGGCUCGUCCUCAAGAUCGUGGUCGAACUUGGAUGAAUGCUGGAAUGGCGAUUUCCGAACCGCUGUAUACACCAACUGCCGAGAAGCAACCUGUUCCACCAAUGUCUAAAGUGCAAGUUAAGGACGAGCCAGCACACGUGGCUGAAUCUCUCUACGGGAGCGUCCUGGACGGUAUCGAAGUCGAUUAUACAGGCGCUGAUGCUGGGGCUAGGAAAUCGACAUAUUCAUGGAGUGACGAUGAAGGAUCAUCCCAGAAGCAUACUUGCAGCAAAGGUAGUAGAUGGGCAUAUGAAAGUGACGAUGAUUAUUCAGAUAUGCAGGAAUCAAAGAGUUCAUUGUUGGCUGUGCCAAGUGGACAGUUUGACGGAAUGUCAAAAUUAUCAGAUGAAGGCAGCAGGUUGAUGGAAUCUUCAAUGAUGGAAGAGACUUAUGAUGGAUUGUUCACCAGCAGUGCCAACAGCGUGAUGACUGGGUCUUCACAGUUGCUUGGUGUGGACGCACUUGACGAAUUAGUGAAUGGCGCGAAGGCCGACAAGGAAGCACUUGUAGCAGCGAUCGAAGAUAUGCGAGCAAUGCGCUCUGCAGUUGAACACGCUGAAGCAUCCGCACAGCAAGCAAAGAAGGAUGCUAUGAAUGGCGGAUUGGAUCUGCUCGCUAAAGUUGAAGAGAUGCAAGUUAUGCUCGUUCGAGCUCGAGAAGCUAAUGAGAUGCAUGCUGGUGAAGUUUACGGAGAAAAGGCUGUUCUUGGAACCGAAUCUCAAGAGCUGCAGCGUCGACUUGCACAACUGAAAGAAGAGAAGGAGAGAGCCUUCGCGGCUGUUGAAGAGAUGCGGGCAACUCUGCAAGCACGCAUUGACCGUGCAAAUGAGGAAAGGGAGGCAGCUGAGAAAGAGAAGCGUCUGAAAGAGGAAAGAGCUCUUGCCAUGCUUGCUGUGGAGGAAGAGCUGAUGGCUAAGAUUGCUCAAGAGUCGCGGGAUCUUGAUGCUGAAGAAGAAACAUGUACUAAGUUGCGGGACUUCCUCGUCGACCGUGGCAGCAUUGUGGACUCUUUGCAGGGCGAAGUGGCAAUUAUAUGUGAAGACGUGGAAGCUGUAAAGAAGCAACUGGAUGAAGGUAUUCUGUUUGGAGAAAGUGGCUUCCUCCACAUGCUUGGCUCUCGGUCUCUUGGCUACUCCGUAGUUUCUGGCAAGGAUGGCAAUUUUAAAGCAGGUGACGCCAGUGAUAAUCAUUUCGGUGCUCUUAGCCAGUCCGGUAGCAGCUAUCAAAGCGCUAUUAGAGCUGGAGAAAGUGAUGCUACAAUUGAGGAACUAUCCACCUCAGAACUUGUCGACCAAGUCUCCAGGAUUGCGCUCACCUACGGUGAAAGGGAUGUUGAAGAGUUUCAAAAGACUGUAUCCGCUCAGUCCAACACUGAUUCAGGUGACGAUGAAGGCUGGAAUCUCAUAGAAACGUCAUCUGUCAAGAGCAACAAAAGCCCUGGCUCUUCUCCAAGUUCAGUGAAACGGAGCAGAACUGAAGCUUUUUGCAGUUUAAACUUGCGGGUCUGAAUGCCAUGAUGUGCCCUUCAGCGAUCAAAGAGAGUUAUUUAGCUCUGGUUUUCUUCUUCUCAUUUCUUUUCGAAGUUUUCUGUAGAUAUUCUCGUUACAGUUCAGUGGCAGAAAUAGUUGCUUCCAAUACAGGAUUCCGGCAUGCUAUCGAUACGUACAUUGGUUUUGCAACUGCAUGUUGGUGCAGCCUAAUUGUGAACCCAUUAUUUAUGCACUUUGUUAAUAUUUUAUGUUCUUCAUUGUAGAAUUACAAUUCGAUAUAUUUUUACUGGUUUAUGAUUUAUAGAGAUUUUGUGAGCAGCAGUUUCUGCUAAAUUUUUUAAUUUACAGAGAUAGAUUCAGGCAACCAAAAACUGGUGUCCGAUUAUUUUAUAUAUUGGUACAUAUUUCAAGGAUAUCAAGGGUUCGUGUUUGCGAGGUUUUUCUUAA
Molecule: messenger RNA, 3474 nt
Organism: Physcomitrium patens
Lineage: Eukaryota; Viridiplantae; Streptophyta; Bryopsida; Funariales; Funariaceae
Molecular function (GO): ubiquitin binding
Source: RefSeq, a predicted model, not a curated record